Haliotis rubra (blacklip abalone) is the source of this 1207-nucleotide messenger RNA. RefSeq names its product ectoine dioxygenase-like. Lineage: Eukaryota; Metazoa; Mollusca; Gastropoda; Lepetellida; Haliotidae. The coding region runs from base 10 to 1023 and encodes 337 amino acids. The record is from RefSeq and is a predicted model, not a curated record. The transcript is spliced from 9 exons.
CACCCAGCCAUGGCUCCUAUUCGUACAUCGAGGGUGUUGUGGUCAAUGCACCUUACUGUAAUGCUCCGACUAUACAAUAAUAUUGAUCCUUUGGCCGAGGCACUACAGCUGAAGGGGUCGUUGUGGGCACGGGUACUACAGAUAUGUACCCCAGAGUUUAACUACUCAUCGCCCUUUGAGGCUACUGACGAAAUGAAAAGAGGAUUUGAUGAGAAGGGACAUGUUAUAAUCCGCGGUCUGCUGGAGCCCGAUGAGCUGCAGAAAGUGACCCGUGCCUUCGAGGACAGUGAAUACAUCAAGUCUAAUGCAUAUUCGACAAGUGACGGAACCGGAAGGAAGUCUCGCGUGGCAUGUUGGAAACAACCAGGUGAUGACGUCACAGGUCUUGUCACGCGCAGUGAAAGAGUUGUAAGGACUUGUGAAAAGCUGCUGGGGGGCGAGGUGUACCACUACCACUCCAAGAUUAACAUGAAGGAAGCAAAGACUGGGGGUCAGUUUGUCUGGCACCAGGACUACGGGUACUGGUACCAAAACGGGAUCCUGUUCCCUGACAUGAUCAGCGUCUUCAUCGCUCUGGAUGCCAGUGUAAAGGAGAACGGCUGUCUGCAGGUAGGUGUGACAGUCUGUCCCUCAGAGGUGGCGGUCUCCAUGCAAGAGCGACAUUUCCAUCAGGUCAUUGCCAUCAGGAUAAUGCCAUCAGGACUGCGAGUGCUGAGGGUGUUAUUCUCAUUACGGAAUGUCAUUGUGCCCCACUAUUUGGUGCUUGUAGGGGACGCAGUGUUCUUCCACUGCAAUGUCCUGCACACCAGCAGCGCCAACGUGAGCGACAGACGCCGCUGGGUGUUCAUCUCCUGCUUCAACAGAGUCUCCAACAAAGCGACCACUCAACACCAUUUCCCGUCGAGUGGAAAACUGGACAUUGUGUGUGACUCGGCCAUCAGGAACUGCACAAACCUCACAGACAUGUCUGCUAAAGACUUCCUGGACCCCAAGGACAAUGUGCUGAUUGCAGCUGCGCGAUAGAACUGAAUCCAGCAGGUCUACUCCUUCGUUCAUAUUGGACCCAAGACAAACUCUGUAACAACAUUUUCUGCAGUGGAAAUCAAUGUUACAGUUGAAUGUUGUUCUUUUUUUAAUCAAAUUGCCUACAUUCCAUGUUUUAUUCUUAUGAAUUAAAUUUAAUUCUUAGAAUUAAAUAUAACAUUAA